AGCUUCAAGACAGACCAAUUAAUAAACCUUUUCUAAAAUGGAGGGAUUAACUUCCACUUACGACUAUUCAUAUUCUUUUGGUACAAAGACUCCUGAAGACAGUUGCCCAACUGUAGAGCUGCCUUACAAGGACAUUAUCCUGCCUGCUUUGUAUGCAACUGUAUUUCUUGUGGGGACUGUUGGCAAUGCCCUUCUGAUAGCAGCCCUACUUUUCAAGCGACGUGUCCAGAGGUUGAUUGAUAUCUUCAUUGUCAACUUGGCCAUGUCUAAUUUUAUUUUUCUCAUCACAUUGCCCUUGUGGGUGGACAAGGAGAUCUACUCUGGGAUUUGGAGAUCUGGCUCUUUUCUCUGCAAAGGCAGUUCUUACAUCAUUUCUGUCAACAUGCACUGUAGCAUCUUCCUACUUACUUGCAUGAGCAAUGAUCGCUACUUGGCCAUUAUGCACCCGGCAGUGGCACGGAGGAUCAGAUCAAAGCACUAUGCCAUCAUCGUCUGCAUCUGUGCCUGGAUUCUAUCCUGCCUUCUAGGGCUGCCAACCCUUCUGUCCAGAGAGGUGAGGAGAUAUGAUGACAACCCAUAUUGUGUGGACAAGGAGACCACCUUCACCCAGAAGAUUGGGUCACUGCUGCUUCUAAUUCUGGGCUUCUUUGUCCCUCUAUUCAGCAUCUUAACAUUUUAUUGCUGCAUCACAAGGAAGCUUUGUGUGCAUUAUCAGAAAUCAGGGAAACAUGACAAAAAGCUGAGGAAAUCCAUCAAAAUUGUCUUCAUUGUAGUGAUUGCUUUUGUUUUAUCAUGGGCUCCUUUCAAUGUUUUUAAGUUUCUAGCUCUGAUGUCCCACAUUCAGGACUUGAAGCCACCUUUCUGCCUUCCCUACAAGAUUGCCCAUCUGGGAAUGGAACUAGGAGGUCCAUUGGCAUUUGUCGACAGCUGCACAAACCCUUUCAUCUGUUACUACUUUGAUGACUAUAUCCGUCGUGCCAUGAACAAAUGCACUCUUCUAUACAUAAAGGGCAACAGCCUUGGAACCAGUUUGGACACCUCAGACACUUUAUUCACUUCAUUUGUCCAUGGAGAAGAUGCUUCUAGGAGGAGAAGAAGGUCAGUGUCAUUCUGAAAGAAGCCUUCACGCUGAUGAUGCCUCCAAAUAAAUAUCUGGAAGCAAAAAUGCAAGGGAGUGUAGGGGGCAUGUUGAAAACAUGAGAAAAUGAAAAGAGAGGAUAAUUUUAAAAGCACAUUAAUUGAUUGUAAUGUGAUCAUACUUUGAAUUGGAUAGGAAUUGUACUUAGUUAUUUUUAAUUAUGCAGCUAAUUACAAAAGUUUAAUUGAAAUAUACUAGAUAAUUACAGCUACUGCCAUUCAGUGUUUAAAAUUAGUAAGGAAUAAAAUUAUACGGGACUUUGGAUCAUUAUUUUCACAUUCCUUGGGAAUUGUUUCAACUUACAAAAUCAUACCAGUUCAGACCUAACUUUUCUAGUUCUUCACAAGGUUUAGAAUAAAAACUUAUACUGUAAAGGUUUAUUUAUACAAAGCAUUUCUUUUAGGUUGUAGGUUUCUCAGGCUGUUUGGCUGUGUUGUGGAGCUUGAAAAACCUACAGUAACCAUCGGAUCCUGAUGCCUUUGAGACUAUAGUUCAUUUAAGAUUGGUAGCAUCUUGUUAAAUUCAAAUUGCUUUCUGUUAACUGUAGAAUACUGAACAGUGUAAGAUUCUUUCAAAAUAUACAAAAAUUUUUUGUAUCUAUAA
Messenger RNA from Pogona vitticeps (central bearded dragon), 1741 nucleotides. NCBI's taxonomy places the organism in Eukaryota, Metazoa, Chordata, Lepidosauria, Squamata, Agamidae. The record is from RefSeq and is a predicted model, not a curated record.